This is a messenger RNA of Microthlaspi erraticum, 759 nucleotides long. The record is from the annotation of a GenBank genome assembly. NCBI's taxonomy places the organism in Eukaryota, Viridiplantae, Streptophyta, Magnoliopsida, Brassicales, Brassicaceae.
AUGCCACUAAACCCAAUUCUAGAAGUUGAGAUUUUUGAUGUAUGGGGAAUAGACUUCAUGGGACCUUUCAAACCCUCUUCAAACGGGCACAACUACAUUUUGGUUGCUGUAGACUAUGUAUCCAAAUGGAUUGAAGCCAUUCCCUGCCCAACCUGUGACGCCAAGGUGGUUAUCAAGCUUUUCAGAACCAUCAUCUUUCCGAGGUUCGGCAUCCCAAGGGUUGUUAUUUCAGAUGGAGGCUCCCAUUUCAUCAACAAGGUGUUUGAAAAGUUGAUGAGAAGCCAUGGAGUCAAACACAAGGUCGCCACGCCUUAUCACCCUCAAACCAGUGGGCAAGUUGAAGUCUCCAACAGACAGAUCAAGGCCAUAUUGGAGAAGACUGUGAGCUUCACUAGGAAAGACUGGGCAGCAAGGCUUGAUGAGGCACUUUGGGCUUAUAGACAGCCUACAAAACCCCCAUUGGAAGCACAAGAAAGGAGGGUAAUGAACUUGUUUGAGCUGGAGGAGAUAAGAAUGAAUGCCUAUGAGAACUCUAGGAUUUACAAGAUGAGAACCAAGGCAGCCCACGACAAACUGAUUCGCCUUAAGGACUUCAAGGUUGGGGACAGUGUGCUCUUGUAUAACUCCAAGCUAAGGUUGUUUCCCGGGAAGCUGAGGUCAAAGUGGGCGGGACCAUUCAAGAUUCACGAAGUUCUACCCUAUGGGUCCCUCACUUUGCUCAAUCAAGAGGGGAAGGAAUUCACAGUGAAAUGGACAUAG